AACGGCCUUUAUAUAAGCAGCUCCUUCCGGGUACUGGGGCGGAGGGUGGGGGGCUGGAGCCAUGCCCCAAGGUCAGCAGAACCAGGAUUUUCACUGGGGACCGUACAGCGGGCUCUGAGCACCAAGGGAGCUGCCCGCUUGACCUGGAGCCUCCCGUCCAUCUUUCCACCUGUCUCUGCCCACAUCCUCCUCUCCAGAGAGCUGAAGCUUGACCCAGAGCGUCUGCACAGAGUGAAGAAAGGACUGGAAUAUGCCCUAGAGACCUCCGCAACAGAUCCAGGAAGCCGCGAGCUGAGCCCAGACUGAAGCUGCCCUGCCCCACUGCCCACCAUGGCCUCCGCUGACAAGAAUGGCGAGAGCGUCUCCUCGGUGUCCAGCAGCCGCCUGCAGAGCCGGAAGCCCCCUAAUCUGUCCAUCACCAUCCCGCCGCCUGAGACCUCAGCCCCUGACGAGCACACCAGCAUGUUGCCCCAGAGGCCCAGGAACCCGGCCUACUUGAAGAGCAUCAGCCUCCAGGAGCCGCGGGGACGAUGGCAGGACAGCAGCUCCGAGAAGCAGCCUGGCUUCCGCCGCCAGGCUUCCCUGUCUCAGAGCAUCCGCAAGGGGACCGCCCAGUGGUUCGGGGUCAGUGACGACUGGGAGGGGAAGCGGCAGCACUGGCAGCGCCGGAGCCUGCACCACUGCAGCGUCCGCUACGGCCGCCUCAAGGCCUCGUGCCAGAGGGACCUGGAGUCCCCCAGCCAGGAGGUGCCUUCCUUCCAGGGCGCCGAGUCCCCGAAGCCCUGCAAGAUGCCCAAGAUCGUGGAUCCGCUGGCCCGAGGCCGGGCAUUCCGCCACCCCGACGAGGUGGACCGGCCCCACGCCCCGCACCCACCGCUGACCCCGGGCGUCCUGUCCCUCACCUCCUUCACCAGCGUCCGCUCCGGCUACUCCCACCUGCCUCGCCGCAAGAGGGUGUCUGUGGCCCACAUGAGCUUUCAAGCUGCUGCCGCCCUCCUCAAGGGGCGCUCGGUGCUGGAUGCCACUGGACAGCGGUGCCCGGUGGUCAAACGCAGCUUCGCAUAUCCCAGUUUCCUGGAGGAAGAUGCCGUCGAUGGUGCAGACACGUUUGACUCCUCAUUUUUUAGUAAGGAAGAAAUGAGCUCCAUGGCAGAUGAUGUGUUUGAGUCUCCCCCACUCUCCGCCAGCUACUUCCGGGGGAUCCCACACUCGGCCUCGCCGGUCUCCCCCGAUGGGGUGCAGGUCUCUCUGAAGGAGCACGGCCGCGCCCCGGCCCCCAGGGCCAAGCGCGGCAGGCGCAUCGCCUCCAAGGUGAAGCACUUUGCCUUCGACCGCCAGAAGCGGCACUACGGCUUGGGCGUGGUGGGCAACUGGCUGAAUCGCAGCUACCGCCGCAGCAUCAGCAGCACUGUGCAGCGGCAGCUGGAGAACUUCGACAGCCACCGGCCCUACUUCACCUACUGGCUGACCUUCGUCCACAUCGUCAUCACCCUGCUGGUGAUCGGCACCUAUGGCAUCGCGCCCGUGGGCUUCGCACAGCACGUCACCACCCAGCUGGUGCUCAGGAACAAAGGUGUGUAUGAGAGCGUGAAGUAUAUCCAGCAGGAGAACUUCUGGAUCGGCCCCAGCUCGAUCGACUUGAUCCACCUGGGGGCCAAGUUCUCGCCCUGCAUCCGGAGGGACGGGCAGAUCGAGCAGCUGGUGCUGCACGAGCGAGACCUGGAGCGGGGCUCGGGCUGCUGCGUCCAGAACGACCACUCGGGCUGCAUCCAGACGCAGCGGAAGGACUGCUCGGAGACACUGGCUACUUUCGUCAAGUGGCAAGAUGACACCGGGCCCCCCAUGGACAAGUCCGAGGUGGGCCAGAAGCGGACGUCAGGGGCUGUGUGUCACCAGGACCCCAGAACCUGUGAGGAGCCAGCCUCCAGCGGCGCCCACAUCUGGCCCGAUGACAUCACCAAGUGGCCCAUCUGCACAGAGCAGGCCAAGAGUAACCACACAGGCUUCCUGCACAUGGACUGCCAGAUCAAGGGCCGCCCCUGCUGCAUCGGCACCAAGGGCAGCUGCGAGAUCACCACCAGGGAGUACUGCGAGUUCAUGCACGGCUAUUUCCACGAAGAGGCGACGCUCUGCUCCCAGGUGCACUGCUUGAAUGAGGUGUGCGGGCUGCUGCCCUUCCUCAACCCCGAGGUCCCGGACCAGUUCUACAGGCUCUGGCUGUCCCUGUUCCUCCACGCUGGCGUGGUGCACUGCUUUGUGUCUAUCAUCUUCCAAAUGACCGUCCUGCGGGACCUGGAGAAGCUGGCCGGCUGGCACCGCAUCUCCAUCAUCUUCAUCCUCAGCGGCAUCACGGGCAAUCUCGCCAGCGCCAUCUUCCUCCCGUACAGGGCAGAGGUGGGCCCGGCGGGGUCCCAGUUCGGCCUCCUCGCCUGCCUCUUCGUGGAGCUCUUCCAGAGCUGGCAGCUGCUGGAGAGGCCCUGGAAGGCCUUCCUGAACCUGUCGGCCAUCGUGCUCUUCCUGUUCGUGUGCGGCCUGCUUCCCUGGAUCGACAACAUCGCCCACAUCUUCGGCUUCCUCAGCGGCAUGCUGCUGGCCUUCGCCUUCCUGCCCUACAUCACCUUCGGCACCAGCGACAAGUACCGCAAGCGAGCCCUCAUCCUGGUCUCGCUGCUGGUCUUCGCCGGCCUCUUCGCCUCCCUGGUCAUCUGGCUCUACGUCUACCCCAUCCAUUGGCCCUGGAUCGAGUACCUCACCUGCUUCCCCUUCACCAGCCGCUUCUGCGAGAAGUACGAACUGGCCCAGGUGCUGCACUGACCACCUGCCCGGCAGGGCCGGGCGAGGCUGCUACCCGCAGCAUCGACGACAUAGGGACCUGCCUGCCGGCCUGCAGAGCACCCCAUCCGCUCUCCAGGGAUCCAUCUGUGGCGGUGCCCAGGCCCCAGUCCCAGGCGCUGCCCUCAACCAGGCGAGGCUGCCUCGGAGACGGUCAUGACGGCGGGUUCCUUGGGGGGACUGAGG
Molecule: messenger RNA, 3018 nt
Organism: Pteropus alecto (black flying fox)
Lineage: Eukaryota; Metazoa; Chordata; Mammalia; Chiroptera; Pteropodidae
Gene: RHBDF2
Product: rhomboid 5 homolog 2
Exons: 19
Coding region: 331-2814 (827 amino acids)
Biological process (GO): regulation of epidermal growth factor receptor signaling pathway; regulation of protein secretion
Cellular component (GO): endoplasmic reticulum membrane
Molecular function (GO): serine-type endopeptidase activity
Source: RefSeq, a predicted model, not a curated record